UCUCAUCUCCAAAUCCUCCAAACCAACUCCGCCCAGAACAGUUCAUUCCACAUAUAUCUAUACCUUACCCAAUCGCCACAAUGUCAACCAAUCCCCGCUUCGAUCCUAAUUUCACUUCUUAUGUCAUCAACUCCAUGGGACCCAACACCUCCGAGCGCACUCGCGUACUCUUGGGCUCUCUGAUCAAGCACAUCCACGAAUUUGCCCGUGAGGUUGAGCUCACCCCUGCAGAGUGGAUGCUUGGAGUCGAAUUUAUCAACUCGAUCGGCAAGAUCAGCACUCCGAUCCGCAAUGAAUGCCACCGUAUCUGCGACGUGAUCGGCCUGGAAUCGCUCGUUGAUGAGAUCGCCAACAAAAUCGUUACCGAACAGGGACUCUCGCCUACUUCCAAUGUCAUUCUCGGCCCCUUUUGGUCGCCCAAUGCUCCCUUCCGUAAUCUCGGUGACAGCAUCAUCCAAGACCCUAAGCCCAACGGGAGAGUCACCUACAUGCACGGUGUCCUUAAAGAUAUGGAGACCGGAGAGCCCAUCGAAGGCGCCGUCCUCGAUAUCUGGCAAGCCUCCGCCAACGGCCAGUACGACUUCCAAGACCCCACCCAGAGCGAGAACAACCUCCGCGGCAAGUUCCGCUCCAACAAGAAGGGGGAGUUCUACUGGUACUGCUACCACCCUACGCCCUACUCUCUCCCCACAGACGGCCCGGCCGGUGUGCUCCUCAAAGUCAUGGACCGCUCUCCCAUGCGGCCUGCCCACAUUCAUCUCAUGAUCACCCACCCCAACUACGCCACCGUCAUCAACCAGAUCUAUCCCAGCGAUGACCCCCAUCUUGACAUCGACUCCGUUUUCGCCGUCAAGGAUGAUCUGGUCGUGGAUUUCAAGCCCAAGACCGGUGACCCCAAGGCGGAGCUUGACCUCGAGUACAACGUCAGCAUGGCCCUCAAGAAGCACCACCCAAACCCCAACUCAGCACCCCCGGUCUCGUCAUUCGAGCGAUUCAACAAGACCAACGGAAAACUUUGAACGACCACCCGGAACGCCGUUUGGAUGAUUUUUGUACAAUUAAGCAUUUGUCAAAUUUCAGCGAUGUUUUGACUUUCUGCGGAUGGGCGAGUGA
This is a messenger RNA of Aspergillus alliaceus, 1113 nucleotides long. RefSeq names its product putative catechol dioxygenase. Lineage: Eukaryota; Fungi; Ascomycota; Eurotiomycetes; Eurotiales; Aspergillaceae. Gene Ontology annotation, biological process: catechol-containing compound metabolic process. The transcript has 2 exons. The coding region runs from base 81 to 1019 and encodes 312 amino acids. The record is from RefSeq and is a predicted model, not a curated record. Gene Ontology annotation, molecular function: ferric iron binding; catechol 1,2-dioxygenase activity.